AUGGCUGAACUUGCUGUUCCACUAGCAAUGGUCCUAGUUGAGAACCUCAUCAUAAAACUCAACCUUCCAAGUCCAAUCAACGCAAAGGAAGACGUUGAAAGAGCCCAGAAAAUGUUGAGUUGGAUGAAAGCCUAUCUUGCAGAACACUCAUCAGACGAGAUUGAUGAAGGCCCCCAAGUGAUUCGAAUUCGUGCAAAAGAGAUCCAAGAUACAGUUUACGAUAUUGAGGAAGCUCUUGGAAAGUUUGUGGCUAAGAUUCCACAUCACUUGCACAGAAAUAGAUUCUCUCGGAUGACGCACGACGUACAUUUCCCCUCUGUAUUGAAAGCAAGCAUAAAGUUAUCAAACAAGCUCAAAAAGAUUGAAAGAGGAAGCACUUUUGAUUCACUACCAGCACUAGAUUCACUUCUUGACCCACCAAUUCCCAACACAAGACCUGAAGAAACUAAUAAUAAUUUGGUUUAUCACCAAGUUUUUGAAGAAGAAGACACUGUGGACUUUGAGGAGCGUAAAGAAAUACUCAGCCAACAGUUGGUGAAAGGAGAUGAUCCAAGUCCUUUGAAGAUUUCCAUCGUGGGUCCUGGAGGCUCUGGCAAAACCACUCUUGUAAACAUUGUUUAUGGGAGCAGAAGGGUGCAAGGAUUCUUUGAUUGUCAUGCUUUUGUUGAUGUUUCGCGCACCUCUGAUUGCCGAAAGCUAUUGCUAAGCAUGUUGAGCAAAUUUGAGGACCGAAUGCAAGAACCAGUUGUACAUCAUCAUCAUCAUCAUCAUCAUCAUCAUUAUGAAGAAAUAGAUCCGCGGGACAAAUUGAGAAAACUUCUGGACCAAAAGAUGUAUGUGGUCGUUUUAGAUAAUGUUUGGAGCGACCAUGAUUUGGGAUGCAUUGUAACUGCUCUGCCAAAAGGUUCGCCUGGGAGUAAAAUAAUCAUAACUACUCGAGACUCUAAUUUAGCUUCUCUGCAUGCAAAUUCUGCCGAGUAUAUUCAUGAUUUGAGUAGAGUGUUAUCAUGGAAAGAUGUCACCAAGCUUUUCUGCAAGAAGGCAUUUCAAGGAAAUAAAGGCGAAUGUCCAGAGGAGCUUCAAGUUUGCGGAGAAAAAAAUCCUCAAGAGGUGUGA
Prunus armeniaca (apricot) is the source of this 1116-nucleotide messenger RNA. NCBI's taxonomy places the organism in Eukaryota, Viridiplantae, Streptophyta, Magnoliopsida, Rosales, Rosaceae. The record is from the annotation of a GenBank genome assembly.